Zingiber officinale is the source of this 1626-nucleotide messenger RNA. Its product is annotated as non-specific phospholipase C3-like. Gene Ontology annotation, molecular function: hydrolase activity, acting on ester bonds. The coding region runs from base 1 to 1626 and encodes 541 amino acids. Lineage: Eukaryota; Viridiplantae; Streptophyta; Magnoliopsida; Zingiberales; Zingiberaceae. Gene Ontology annotation, biological process: phospholipid catabolic process. The transcript is spliced from 5 exons. The record is from RefSeq and is a predicted model, not a curated record.
AUGGCACCGCCGGCGGCAAUGUCGACGACCGACGCCAGUGACAAGAUAAAGACGGUGGUGGUGCUCGUCCAGGAGAACCGCUCCUUCGACCACAUGCUCGGGUGGAUGAAGACUGUUAAUCCGGAAAUCGACGGCGUCUCCGGCGACAGGCAGUUUUUCAACCCGAUCUCCACCGUUGGCCCCGCCGCCGGCGUCUUGUACUUCGGCGACGGAUCGGAGUACGUCGACCCCGACCCUGGCCACUCCAUCCAGGCCAUCUACGAGCAGGUCUACGGCGUCCCCUUCGUCGACGCCGCCUCCACCCCCAUCACCCCGCCGGGCGUGGCGUCGCCGCCGAUGAGUGGGUUCGUGCAGGAGGCGGAGAGGGAGCGGGCGGGGAUGUCGGAGACGGUAAUGAACGGGUUCCGCCCCUCAGCAGUGCCGGUGUACGAGUCGCUGGUGCGGGAGUUCGCGGUGUGCGACCGGUGGUUCGCGUCGGUACCGGCGUCGACGCAACCGAACCGGGCGUUCGUGCACUCGGCGACGUCGAACGGGCUGACCAGCAACGACAACAAGCGGCUCGUCGCGGGGCUCCCUCAGCGGACCAUCUUCGACAACCUCCACGACGCCGGCUUCUCCUUCGGCAUCUACUACCAGUUCCCGCCGUCGACGCUCUUCUACCGGAACUUGAGGCGGCUGAAAUACCUGGGCAACUUCCACCAAUUCGAUCUCACGUUCAAGGAUCACUGCAAGAAUGGCAAACUCCCCAACUACGUCGUCAUCGAGCAGCGCUACUUCGACCUCAAGAUCCUCCCCGGCAACGACGACCACCCUUCGCACGACGUCGCCCAGGGACAGAGGCUCGUCAAGGAGAUUUACGAGGCCCUCCGGUCAAGCCCCCAGUGGGACGAGAUCCUCUUCGUCAUCACCUACGACGAGCACGGCGGCUUCUUCGACCACGUACCUACCCCCGUCGUCGGCGUCCCCAGCCCCGACGGCGUCGUCGGCCCCGCACCCUUCUACUUCAACUUCGAUCGAUUGGGUGUCCGCGUUCCGGCCAUCUUGGUGUCGCCUUGGAUUGAACCUGGAACCGUGAUUCACGAGCCAUCGGGGCCGCAGGCGACGUCCCAAUUCGAGCACUCCUCCAUUCCGGCGACGGUGAAGAAGAUCUUCAACUUGAAGGAGUUCCUGACGCAUAGAGAUGCAUGGGCAGGAACGUUUGAGGCCGUGCUCACACGCACAACGCCGAGAAUGGAUUGCCCAGAGACAUUGCCGGAGCCCAAGAAAUUGCGAGCUCGGGAGGCGGAGGAGAUGGCAAAACUGUCGGAUUUACAAACGGAUUUGGUGCAAUUAGGGGCGGCACUGAACGGCGACCAUGCCCUCGCCGACGAGAACCCGGAGAGGCUGGCGGAGAGGAUGACGGUGGCCGACGGUGCUCGGUACGUGCAAAACGCCUUCAAGGCGUUCUUGGAGGAGUGCGAGAGGUGCCAGAAGGAAGGCGUCGACGGGUCGCAGGUGGUGGAGGUGGUGAAGCGGCCGACGUCGGUGAAGGAAGACGAUAGGGCGGUGGCGCAGAGGAAGAGGCCGGCGGCGACCUUGUUCGGGAAAGUGUUCUCUUGCUUGGUUUGCAACACGUCACAAGAUUGA